AUGGCUAAGCACGUUAGAGCACUCUCGGCGACGAUUACCAACAAUAUUCCAUCCUCUGGCAAUACAAUCGCAGAAGCCGGUCAAGAAGCUAUCACUAGAUCCACAAACGCUGUUCAACGCAUCUUGCACUAUGAUCAACUCCCCGAAUGGAUGAAAAUCGACACCUACAUCAGACGCGGUUAUCGACCUCAACAAGAUAGCUUCCGUGACUGCUUCUGGUCGCUGUUCUACCUCCACAAUGAGAGUGUCAACAUCUGGUCUCAUCUGUUACCUGCCUGCUUUUAUCUGGUGUCUCUGCUCGGGCUAGACUUUUGGACGUUCCACAGCGGGAUCAAGGUGCCGACUGCAGACAGUGCUAUCUUCCAGAUGUACAUUGCAUCUAUAGUGGGCUGUCUACUUCUCUCGGCAACCUACCAUUGCACCAACUCGCAUUCAGAACAGAUCUCACGUAAAACCCUCAAACUCGAUUAUUUCGGCAUUCUAUUGAGUAUUAUCGGAACCAACGUUUCGGCAACUUACUUCGGCUUAUACGGCAACUUUCUUCUACAAGGGUCUUACAUCAUCUUCAUCCUUAUCUGUUCCGCCUUCGUGUUUAAUGCUUUACUACGCGAUGACAUCGACGGACCAGGGGCUGCUAUACGAAGAACUAAAAUGUUCAUCGAGUUGGCCAGUACUGGUCUCAUACCCCCUGCAUACAUUUGGAUACAGGGCAUGGAUCAGGGUUUGGAAGGCGACUCUGCUCGCGAAGCACACUUCUCUACUUGCUUUGAAUCGCAGUCAUCGAGCUCCAAGUCUGCACCAUCUCCUGGAUCGCCGCCUUCCUACAAUAGAGAAGGAACCUUCGACAGCAAUUCUAAGUCUUCAGAAGCAGCGUUCCCGUCGGAGAAAGGAGCCGCCUCAAAAUUAGGACCCACCCCAUCAAGAAGCGCGACCAUGCCAAUUCGACCACCCGUUCCGACCGAGGCUCCACCGAGCGGCUCUCGGAGGCUUUCCAUCUUUGGGUUUGGAAACGGCAAGAACAAGGAACAGAAAAUGGAGGAGAAGGUCACGAAAGCUGAUGGCUUGAUGCGUCAAAGAUGGGGUCCUCCAGGCUCUCCUACAUCGGAGAUGGUGAGAAGGUACUGGAUGGCGACAAGAAUGGAACAGCAUUGGGAGUAUCUCCGAGCGCACCAUCCUAGGCAAUUCAAGAAAUACCUGGGUAAAGGUUACAUGGAGCCCAUACCUACGUCCUGGGUCCAGAACAGACAGCUGGCGUACCUCUAUCCGGAACCCUCAAAUUGGGAAACGCCAGCAGAGAAACGAUUGUACUACCUGCUCAACAAUGGGGUCAUGCCUGACGGAUCAAUGCAUCCAGUGUUACGGCCACUUAAUAUCAACAGAGAUAUGUACACCAUUAUCCGACGAGGCAACGAGAGAAAUGCCAGACAAGUCCAUCUCAAUGCGCAGAAGCUAGCUCAAUACCAAAGCCCGGGUGACGUUUUCCAGAGUGACAAGGAUAUCAAAUCGCAUCGCUACUCGGAUCAGGUACCCAAUACCGUGUACGAAGCCCGGACGGCGGCAUUGCACGAGCUUGCUGAAGGCAUCAUACACGGCACAGACCAUCUUGAGACCAUGCUAUUGAUUGAUGUCUCGGGAUCAAUGACGUGGAAUCCUCAUGGAGGCAUGCUGGGGCCCGAUGGGAUUCUACGAUUCCACGACCAGCCCUCCAAUAUACUCCUCGUGCAACAUCUCGUCCACAGAGUAUUACACCAUAUGAUCCCUCGACAACAGAAAGAGCAUUCCACCCAGAUAGGCAUCGACACCGUGACGUUCUCGAGCUUCGGUAGAUACGUGGGUCAGAUAUCUGCAGAUCGCUUUACACAGGACUGGAACAGACAGGUCCAGCUGGGCGGCGGUACUCAAGUCAUGCAAGGUUGGCAAACCGUCAAAGCCACAUACUUCCAGCACCAGCACGAGAGCUACGGUCAUGGCAGGUGGGACCCUGUAUUUGGAUGGCAAGCUACGCCCGGCAUGCCCAAGCUGUCACUACUGGUCUUCCUCGACGGCGAGGCUACGGAUAUGGAUGAAUUCGAGCUCGAGCUGCUGGGCGAAACAUGGGCGUACGUGACGAUUGCGCUGGUCGGGAUGGAGAACUGCCCGCAUCAUCAUUCGCAUGCUAUCGAGCUGGAGCGUGUUGCCAAGUUCAACCCGCAUGUUGGCUUCUUCGAUGUGCAUGGGAGAGUAUGUGAGAGGAUGGUUGUGGAAGAUAUACUGAGCAGUGUCUAUCCUGUAGACCCACCCUCAUACAGUGAGAUCCUCAAGCCAGAGUACGAUCUGCCACCUGAAGAGCUGCCGAAGUAUUCGGCGUACUGA
Letharia lupina is the source of this 2352-nucleotide messenger RNA. RefSeq lists its product as uncharacterized. The record is from RefSeq and is a predicted model, not a curated record. NCBI's taxonomy places the organism in Eukaryota, Fungi, Ascomycota, Lecanoromycetes, Lecanorales, Parmeliaceae. Gene Ontology annotation, cellular component: membrane. The transcript has 6 exons. Gene Ontology annotation, molecular function: signaling receptor activity. Bases 1 to 2352 code for a protein of 783 amino acids.